Molecule: messenger RNA, 820 nt
Organism: Malania oleifera
Lineage: Eukaryota; Viridiplantae; Streptophyta; Magnoliopsida; Santalales; Ximeniaceae
Product: mitochondrial import inner membrane translocase subunit TIM8-like
Exons: 2
Coding region: 117-353 (78 amino acids)
Biological process (GO): DNA-templated transcription
Source: RefSeq, a predicted model, not a curated record
CCGGCCCGGUUGCUCAUUUCCCGGUCUAUAGCCCAUUUUCUGCCGGGUCUUUUUCAGCUUUGAGGGUUUUAGGGUUUUGCAGAGAAGACUGAAGAGAAGAGGAGACAACCACAGCAAUGGAUCCUUCGCGUCUGAACCCCGACGAAUUGCAACAGCUUCUCACCCAAGAAAAGCAGAAGGCCAUGCUUAAUGAGAUGGUCGCUAAAGUUACAAAAGAAUGCUGGGACAAGUGUAUCACAGGUUCCCCGGGAAGCAAGUUCAGCUCUAGUGAAUCAAGUUGCCUAUCAAACUGCGCUCGGAGAUAUAUGGACAUGAGCAUGACCAUCAUGAAACGCUUCCAGUCCAUGCAAUGAGUUGUUUACUCCUGCAAAGGUAUCCAAGUUUAUUGAUUCUGACAUUGUGUUGUUCCCCCCAGAUUUAUUUAGUACUUCAGAGAAAUGUUUUUGUGUCGGCUUCUUCAUUGUACCUGGUUCUUUAAUCACAAUUUACCAGUUUUACAUGUACUAUGCACAUUCCCCUUCUCAUUUCUCAUACUUGACGGAAUGAUGUAUUGCUCUAUUGCUUCUUCCUGCCUGCAUUGUAACGUGUUGGUUGCACGUUUGAAGGAAUGUUUGUUUAGUAAGAAAAGCUUGGAUUAAAGUGUUGUAAAAUAAAACAUAUAUGAUUUUCUCUUGAAACAAAGAAUUUAGAGCUUUGAGGGAGGAAAAAAAAUGUUUCCUACAAUGGUGUUACAAAUUGUGAUAUUAGACUUUUAGGGAUUGUUUCUGCAAUGUCUUUUGAACAUUCCUAGGAAUAUACAUGGCAUCACAUUUGCAUGUUU